AUGGGUCGCCUGAACGUGGACACUACAGUGGGAGGAAACCACCAGAGAUAUUCGUUUAUGGAAACACCACUCGAAAUGCACCCAUCAUCCUACGAACGGGAUUUAGCCUCGCCUCCCCCAGCGGACCAGAGUGCGCCCCCGCACCAUCCCGCAGUGGAAGGAACCCCGAAAGAGCACCAGCGAGCAUGGUCAUAUGCGCCGAGUGAGAAAGAGCAAUUUCAGCAUCAGGGAAUAAUCCCGGAUUAUGCGAACUGUCCCCCCAUCGAGCAACACCCGGCCAAUUAUGCGCCUUUGGUGCAUAAUCAGCAGCAGCAGCAACAACAACAGCAGCAACAACAACAGCAGCAACAACAACAGCAGCAACAACAACAGCAGCAACAACAACAGCAGCAACAACAACAGCAGCAACAACAACAGCAGCAACAACAACAGCAGCAACAACAUAACACUUCAAUGUCUCCUCAGUCGUACGCAAUUGCGCCCGAGCAUCAGCAGCACGCCGCUCAAGCUUAUACCCCAUCCUAUACCGUCCAGUCGUAUGCAAACAUAGCCGAACAGCAAAGUCACACCAUGUCUCCUCAGACAUAUGCGACUCAGUCGUAUACAAACAUACCGGAGCAACAGCAGCACCAGUGGCACCAACAGAUAGACAUGACCAUAUCUCCUCAGUAUGCGAACGUACCUGAACAACAACAGUACAGCACCCCGAUGUCUUCCCAUUCGUACGUGAGCCAUCCGCAUGCGACGCAGUCAUACACCCACCUCCAGGAACAACAGCGCGGCAUCGAAAUACCCACCCAGCAGUAUGCCUCGUAUACCGAACCUCCCAGUUCGCCACCCCCGAACUCACCAGGGCCACUGCCUCUGAAAGUAAACCCCGAGGCUCCACCACGGAGCGAAACCAUGCCCAUUGUUCCGGACGAAAAUCCCCUACAGUCACCCAAGUCGCUGUAUUUCCCUCCACCCACCAGAGCGACAACAUCGCACCCUGCCCAACCAGAUGACCUGAGCGCAUACCACCAGCCUGGCCAAACCACCCAUCCAAAUCAGGAGAUCAAGGGAGGAGGAUGGAACAACGGACUGUGUGAAUUUUCGAAUUUCGGAAUCUGCUGUCUGGGACUGCUAUGUCCAUGCAUACUGUAUGGGAGGACACAACACCGACUCUCGAUGAAAUCGAAGAAGGAGGACCCGACCAAUAUGCUCGGAUACGAGACUUGCAAUGGGUCAUGCACGGGCAUGGGACUGCUAUGCGGAUGUCAAUGGUUAUUGGCCACAGUCCAACAUACGAGAACGAGGAAGGCAUAUGGCAUCCAGGGUAGUAUCGUGUCAGACUGCGUGCGGGCGACCUGCUGUACAUGCUGCACAUUGAUUCAGGACGAGAAGGAGAUCCAGAAGCGUGAGGAGUACCGAUCUCGCGUCGCUAGGGAACGGAGUGCGACUCUGCUCUCGCCGUAUACUACUCCCGGGCCGAUGUCGUAUGGCCCGCCACCGAGGUAA
Penicillium hordei is the source of this 1497-nucleotide messenger RNA. RefSeq names its product DUF614 domain protein. The record is from RefSeq and is a predicted model, not a curated record. The transcript is spliced from 2 exons. Bases 1 to 1497 code for a protein of 498 amino acids. Lineage: Eukaryota; Fungi; Ascomycota; Eurotiomycetes; Eurotiales; Aspergillaceae.